AUGCCUACCAUUUUAUAUAAUACCAAUUCCAGUUUAAUUACCAAGUACCGAAGACCAAAUGCCUCAAAACAAUAUAAGGGCUUAUUAUCGAAAAAAGGGCAUACACGGUUAAAUUCUAAAUCGAAUGGAGAUGUCUGGGAGAAAGAUUGCGAUCAUACGAAAAAUUCCAGCAAUGAUACUUCGUUCGAGAGUGAAUUUGAGAAAGAUUCGAUUGAGUAUCUCAGGGAUUUAUGUUGUUCCAUAUACCCAAGUUCAUUACAUCAGAAAAUUAGAAGCGUAGAAGGUUUGCCGGACCUGCAAAUAAAUGCCUUCGUUGCCUUAAUUUUCCAAAAUUUUGUUAAGUCUUGGUAUGGUGCCAAAAUACCCACUGAUGACUCCAAAUUCUUAACCGAACUAUAUAACUUAGUUCAGGAUUUAAUAACAUAUAUGAAGAGUUCCAAAAUCAAUUAUCAUGCCCUCUUACUCGAUUACAUCCCCUGUUUGCUUUCGACUCACCUUAAAGCGUUGGACGACUCUUCUCAGAGUAGUGAUUUAGUUUAUGAGCAGUACUGUAAGUUAACUUUAUAUGAUCCUAAACGAUAUCCCAUGCUAUUCACUGAAAUCAUAAAGAAUAAGUUGAAUACAAAGUCUCUAUUACAGAGAAGCUUUUUGGAUAGCUUUUUGAAUGAACUUGUUUUCGGGCAUCUAUUGGAUUCAAUAAUGGAACCAUAUUAUCUUUUGGAGGGCUUGAAUAAAAUUUGCAUAAGGAUAAAGCUCAACUCAGCAGGAAAUUUCAGAAUAAAGGGUUCUCAUGUAAAACAUAAAUGCGGUCCCUGGUGGUUUGCUUCUAACGUAAUGCAAAAACUAUCGCGAAUGGCCAGAUUUGUAUCCUAUUCAGCUUCAACAAAAUCACCAAACUUGAAUACUACCGAUAUUCCAGAAACAGCAUUUUUAAAAAGGUAUGCUUUUACUUUUUUCACUGAUAAUUUUUUCAAGCUAUCCAUGAGAAAGCCAUUUUUAUUCUCAAUAUGCAGGACACUUCAGCAUUGGAUCUCUAAAUCGAACGCCCUGAAUAGGGUCAUGUAUAGCAUAUUUGAUAAUAUUGUUCACGCUAGAAUUACCAGUCCUGUGUCAAUUGGCAACUUAUUUUCAUCAUUACGACAUUCCUUGUUCCCCAACGACAAUAUGAUGGGACCACCAAAAGUAGUACCAAAGGGUGAUGCUUUGCUAGAGUUCAGGGAAGAAUGUAUCUCCAAUUUAUGGGAUGUGUGUAUGACUUAUAAACUUGGCCGAAUCCUUGCCAUCGAGAGGUCUGACAUAGCGGAUCUUAUUAUUUGCAUAUCGAAGAAUAAAGAUUGUAAUAAAUUACUGCUUUAUAGAAUUAUUGACUGUGUUAUUGCUCAGUUACCGUAG
Messenger RNA from Saccharomyces paradoxus, 1392 nucleotides. RefSeq names its product Nvj3p (gene NVJ3). Lineage: Eukaryota; Fungi; Ascomycota; Saccharomycetes; Saccharomycetales; Saccharomycetaceae. The coding region runs from base 1 to 1392 and encodes 463 amino acids. The record is from RefSeq and is a predicted model, not a curated record. The transcript has a single exon.